ACAUUCUAGCCGACCCCCUACUCGAUGGUAGGGCCCUUCGCAGUCCGGCCUCCGGGCGCCGCCAUGUUGGAGCCUCAGAACGGGAGCCAUGGCUGCGAGCGUACGGCCGGCAGCCGGACUCGGGUCAGCUCCACUGAGCACAUGCUGGAGGUGCGGCCGGGGCUGUUCCUGGGUGGAGCUGCGGCAGUCGCGGAGCCGGACCACCUGAGGGAGGCGGGCAUCACGGCCGUGCUGACGGUGGACUCGGAGGAGCCCGACUUCAACACGGGGGAUGGGGUCGAGGGUCUACGGAGUCUCUUCGUGCCAGCGCUGGACAAACCCGAGACCGACCUGCUUAGCCAUCUGGACCGGUGCGUGGCCUUCAUCGGCCAGGCCCGCGCCGAGGGCCGCGCGGUGCUGGUGCAUUGUCACACAGGGGUCAGUCGAAGUGUGGCUGUAAUGACUGCUUUUAUGAUGAAGACUGACCAGCUUACCUUUGAAAAAGCCUAUGAAAACCUUAAGACUAUCAAACCAGAGGCUAAGAUGAAUGAGGGGUUUGAGUGGCAACUGAAAUUAUACCAGGCAAUGGGAUGUGAAGUAGAUACCUCUAGUGCAAUUUAUAAACAGUAUCGUUUACAAAAGGUUACAGAGAAGUAUCCAGAAUUGCAGAAUUUACCUCAAGAACUCUUUGCUGUUGACCCAUCCGCCAUUACACAAGGAUUGAAAGAUGGGGUUCUCUACAAAUGUAGAAAGUGCAGGCGAUCUUUAUUUCGAAGUUCUAGCAUUUUGGAUCAUAAUGAAGGAAGUGGUCCUAUAGCCUUUGCCCACAAGAGAGUGACACCAUCCUUCAUGCUUACUACAGGGAGUCAGGCUCAAUGUACAUCUUACUUCAUUGAACCUGUGCAGUGGAUGGAAUCCACUUUGUUGGGAGUGAUGGAUGGACAGCUUCUUUGCCCCAAAUGCAAUGCCAAGUUGGGUUCUUUCAACUGGUAUGGUGAACAGUGCUCAUGUGGUAGAUGGAUAACACCUGCUUUUCAAAUACAUAAGAACAGAGUGGAUGAAAUGAAAACGCUGCCAGUUUGGGGAUCACAAACAAGAAAAAUAUGAACUUGCGACAUUUGAUAACUUGCUGAUGAUAUGUGCUACCCUUGCUUAUUGUCAUUCAUGGCAGAUUGUUUAGUUUUAGGCCAUUAACAUUUCAUUUGAAAUAUGAGAAGAUAAAAAUCAUUUGAUGUGACUGAGAAACUAUACUUUGUCAGCUUCUUACACUAAGUAGAAUGGAAAUCAAAACCUUUUAAUCAUGUAAAUUAUACUUUAUUUGAUAUUGAAGUCUUUUAUAACCUAGAUACUUUCUUUAUUUCAUAUAUAUUUAAAAGUUGUGAUUUUGGAAUGUUAGUUAUGUAAUCUUAAGGUCUAGAUGGACAAAAUUAUGUAUAAAAAUUAGGAACUGUCAUGUUUAAGUGACAUUCUUUUAUUUCUAGAAAUGUAAAGCAGAUUUGUUUGGACAUAUUUUGACAUUUCUCUUUCUCUCUUUUAAGGGACAUUAGUAAAGCUACAUUAGUCUGGGUUUUUCUUGGAAAUGUAGAAGAAAAGGACAUCAGUAAAACACUGACUAAAAUGUGGUUGUCCUAUGAUACUUUUUGAAGUAAUCUACUUAAAGAAAUAUAUUAAUGUUAGGUAUAUUUCUAACGAUGAAGAAAAUUAAAUGUGGAGUAACUACAUAUCAAUCACCUUUUUUAGCCCGAUGUAUUGGAAAAGGUAAUAUGUCCAGAUUAGCUUUUUUUUUUUUUUUUUUUUUUUUGCAGUUCGCGGGCCUCUCUCUCACUGUUGUGGCCUCUCCCGUUGCGGAGCACAGGCUCCGGACAAGCAGGCUCGGUGGCCAUGGCUCGUGGGCCCAGCCGCUCCGCGGCAUGUGGGAUCUUCCCAGACCGGGGCAUGAACCCGUGUCCCCUGCAUCAGCAGGCAGACUCUCAACCACUGCGCCACCAGGGAAGCCCCCAGAUUAGCUUUUUAAUGUGAUCUCUGGAGACUGGAAUUUAUUUUACUCAUUGAUAAUAGUUAGAAUUAUACCUAAUUAGAUACUUGAACAUUUACAUGAAAUCAGAAUUAGCUAAUAAAGAGAAAUAUAGUCCAUGUUCUUAAUAUGUUUUUCAUAUUUACACAUGUGAGUGUAUAUGUACAUAAACACCAAAACGGGAGUUACUUUAAAUGCAAAAAAAUGUGAAUCAUGAUCCUCUUUAAAAGUGUGGGAGUGUUAUAGGUGAUUCUUGAGAAUAUCUCAGCAUAGGACCUGAAGCCUUUGGCAGCAUUCGUAUAAUAAAUUUUUCUUAGGAGAAAAAAUUUCUCCAUUUCUGUCUUAGCUUUCACAGUAUCUGUUUACUUCUUUACUUUGUAAUGUUAUACUCCAGAAAGCUUUUUAAAAACAAUUAGGUUGAACCAUAUGAAAUUGCCUCUUUGUAGGUGAAAAGUAAUUGAGUAGCAGCAGUCUUGUAUAUGGUUCAAGCUAAUACCUAUCCAUAACACUGUGGCAUCUAUCACAGAGAAAAUGACAUAGAUUUUAUUUGAAUUUAUAAUUGUUAAUUCAGUAAAUAUUUACUAAGCACCUUUUAUGUACACGAUUCUAGGUGAUACAUUGAACAAACUAGAUAAAAUCUCUGCCUUGUAAUUUAUAUUCUAGGCAGGAGACAUUGACAAAAUAGUAUCUUUUUUGAAAGAUAAUUGGUAUUUGCCAAUGAGGAAUGAUUUUGGGAUACUUGACUUUUCUUUAUGUAAAUUUUGAAGUUUUGUGAGACAUCCAGUAAGCAAGAUUUUCAGAUUUAAAGUCUUUUAAUGUUUUAUUUUGGGGGUGGGGUAAAUCCUUUAUGCCUUUGUUCUCAAAAUAAAAAAGGAAUCCUUUCUUUUUAGUAUUUAGGAAUAUAAUUGUAAAACAUUUGAAUUUACAUAUUUGUUGAAAAUAGCAAUAUUAACCUUACUUCAGAGGCAGUGUGGUACAGUGAAAACAGUACUGAAGUAGAAGUCAGAGAGUGGCUCUAAUAAUUCUGGCUCUACUGAUCGCCAUCUUCCUGGAAGUGAGCAGGUCUUUUGAAAAUUGGGAGUCAUUUCUCAUCUUCACAAAAUGGGAUUAAUAUAUGUUCUGCUGUCCUGCAAGGGUUGUUUGAAAGAUCAUUUGCAUUAGCUUUAAUUUCUUUUUACAUAAAAUGGAGAUAACAGUAGUAUCUGGGUUAUUACAAGGAUUUUUGUGAUACACUGCAGAUAAAGAACUUAUUAUAGUGCCUAGCUAGUAGCAGUCAACAUUUUCCCUUAAAGGGACUUCCCUGGUGGUCCAGUGGUUAAGAAUCCACCUUCCGAUGCAGGGGAUGUGGAUUCAAUCUCCGAUUGGGGAACUAAGACCCCACGUGCUGCGGAGCAACAAGCCCGCAGGCUCUGGAGCCCGCAUGCCACAGCUACUGAGCUCAUGCACUCUAGAGCCCGUGCGCCACAACUAGAGAGGAUCCUGCGUGCUGCACCUAAGACCCGACGCAGACAAUUUUUUUUUUUUUUUUUUUUUUGCGGUACGCGGGCCUCUCACUGUUGUGGCCUCUCCCGUUGCGGAGCACAGGCUCCGGACGCGCAGGCUCAGCGGCCAUGGCUCACGGGCCUAGCCUCUCCGCGACAUGUGGGAUCUUCCCAGACCGGGGCACAAACCCUUGUCCCGUGCAUCAGCAGGCGGACUCUCAACCACUGCGCCACCAGGGAAGCCCCCACAAAUAAAUAUUUUUAAAAAACUAGCAUUCUUAAAAAAAAAACCUUUCCCUUAAAAUAGCUGCAGUUUAUUGAGCACUUACCUGCCAGUCACUCUCCUAAACACUUAAAUGUGUAUUUGAUUUAAUCCUCAAAACAGCCGUGAGAUAGAUCCUAUUAUUGCCAUUUUACGGGUGAAAUUGAGGCUCAGAAAGAUUAAGUCACUUCCUCAAAGUUAUGUAGCAUAUGAACCUAGAUUAGAAGCAAGAUUUGGCUUAUUCCAAAAUCUGAGCUUUUAACCUCUAUAUUCUAAUAUUUGGGUUCCCUGUUCAGGGUUGUAUUUGUCUUAAAGAUGUCAUACUAAAAAUGUCAAUCAGAUUGUAAAAUCUAAUAGUACUGAUGAAAUGCAGUUUUUAACUAAGCUAUAAAUUCACUAGUCAGGCAUCCCACCAACAUUUGCAGGGUACAAAUUGAGGCCUACAUUCUAUUAAAACUUAUAAAUAAAGCUAUCAAACUAUUAAAAUGUUUUGUUCUCUUGACAAAUAUAUCUUCAUAAUGACCUGGAAGACAAGGUUUGAAUUUAGAAUUCUCUGACUUCAUGGAGUUUCAUGACAAAUAUGGCAAUGCAGUGAGAGUUGGCCCCUGACCUACAGACUGCCCCCCUUUUCCCACCCCUGGAUUUGUUCAUGCGGACCCUCGUGUAUAUGUAUAUGUGGACUCCCCACCUCACAUUUCUAAGCUCUGUCUACACUCCUGGCAUACAGUAUUGGCACAGUUCUGUCAGAAGCCUGAGCAAGGCUUAGAGCUGUUUGGGCUAGUUGGUUGUCAGAAGUGUGUCUUCAAAGGGACCAUGUGUCCUGGCUGAGCACAUCACUUUGGCAUCAUGGAUUCUUAACCUGUGGGAAGAGACAUUACCAGAUGCCAGAGUAAAGUCCUAGGUAUGGAUCUAGACAUAAAAUUCUUUCAAAUUUUAUUUCUCUGCCAAGGGUUUAAGUUGAAAGCAAAUGAAUAAAUGAAAGAAAAACUAUUUGAUAACAUUCAACAUUUAUGACAAAAAAAAGAACUAGAAUGGAAGGAGCUUCCUUAAACAAUGUGCAUAUAUAAAAAAAACUACAAACAGCACAUUUCUUAAUGAUAAUUGAAAAUGUUUCCUUGUAUUUAAAAAAAAGUCUCCAGAAAAAAAUUUUGCACAAACAAAUGAGGAAACAAAAAAACAAAACCAAUCAAGCCCCUAGAUAUUACAAUCAGCAGAAUCACAAAGUGAGAAAUGAUACAGGACAAAUGAAAAUUUCUUUUUUUUUUUGGCCGCACCGCAGAGCAGGAUCUUAGUUGCCUAACCAGGGGUUGAACCCGGACAACAGCAGUGAGGCAGUGAACGUGCUCAGCCCUGAAAGGGCAGAGUCCUAACCACUGGACCACCAGGGAAUUCCUGCAAGUGACAGAUUCUUAUCUCUUGUUUGUUUGAAAUUUUCCAUAUUAAAGGUUAAGUUUUAAACGAUGAUGUUAAAUAAAAUAGAUUUUUAAAUGUUAGUGUUUGUAUACAGUAAGUCUACACAGAAAAUUCUAGAGGAUUUACAGACAAAAUAUUAGAAUGACAUAAUUCAAUAAGGUUUUUGAAUACAAAAUUGCUCUAUAAAAGUCAAUAGUGUUACUAUACCCCAGCAAUAACUGAAUUAAAAAAAUUUUUUUUAAAGAAAAGGAUGUGUAAAAUGAAACUAAAACUAUGAAAAGAAAACUUCCCUCAGUAGAGGGAAGGAUUUCUUAUGCAACAUACAAAUAGCAGAGAUCGUUAACAAAAUUUGAUAAAUUUAACUAUGUUAAAAUUAAAACCUAGAGGACAAAAACCCCAUAAACAAAGACAAGUGUCAACCUAAGAGAAGGUAUUUGCUAUAUACAUACAGGUUAAAUGAAUAGACUAUCUAAAGGUGUACACAUCAUUGAGAGAAAGAAAAUCCAAUAGGAAAUUUUAUAAAAGAUAAGAAUGGGCAAUUCACAGAAGAGGAAAUAAGGUUUAAUGAACAUGAAAAGAUGCACCACCUCUUUAAUUUACAUUUAAUUUAAAUGUAAAUUAUAGUCACACCCUUCACAGGUAAAAAAUAAAACUCUGACUACAUCUAGUGUUGGUGAGAAUUCAUCACUGCUAAUGAGAGUGUAAAUUGGUAUAAUUUGGCAAGUAGUAGUACUCCUACUGCAUGAUCCAGCAUAUAUCUUAAAGACAUCCUUGCAUAUAUGCACAAGGAUACCCAUAAAACGAUAUAUUUUAUGUAACAGUAAAAAGUUGAAACAAUCCAGAUGUACAUCAGUAGGGAAAUGAAAAAAGCUAUAUUAUAUAUUAAUAAUGUAUAUAUUCAAGGAAAUACCGUAGAACAGUUAAAACAGAUCAUCAAAAAGUAAUGUUGAAUGAGAAAAGUGACUUGGAGAACAUUAGUGCUAUAAGUUUAUGUAAAUUAAAAUACCCCAGAACAGCACUAAAUGUAUGUAUCUAUACACAUAUUUAAACAUGAUAAAAAUAAAAAAUGGCUUUGAAUGAUUACCAUAAAAUUUAUAAUGGAAGUUGUCUAUGUGGAGGGAGGUAAAUGAAGCAGAGGAAAAUGCAGACCUCAACUUUAUCUACGAUGUUUAAUUUCUUAUGAAAAAUCUGAAGCAAAAAUGGAAAAGUUAAUAUUUGUUAAUUCUUGGCAAU
This is a messenger RNA of Mesoplodon densirostris (Blainville's beaked whale), 6382 nucleotides long. It is a transcript of the gene DUSP12, whose product is annotated as dual specificity phosphatase 12. Gene Ontology annotation, cellular component: nucleus. The record is from RefSeq and is a predicted model, not a curated record. Gene Ontology annotation, molecular function: protein tyrosine/serine/threonine phosphatase activity. Gene Ontology annotation, biological process: protein dephosphorylation. NCBI's taxonomy places the organism in Eukaryota, Metazoa, Chordata, Mammalia, Artiodactyla, Ziphiidae. The coding region runs from base 25 to 1086 and encodes 353 amino acids. The transcript has 6 exons.